Messenger RNA from Sparassis crispa, 372 nucleotides. RefSeq lists its product as hypothetical. NCBI's taxonomy places the organism in Eukaryota, Fungi, Basidiomycota, Agaricomycetes, Polyporales, Sparassidaceae. Bases 1 to 372 code for a protein of 123 amino acids. The record is from RefSeq and is a predicted model, not a curated record. The transcript is spliced from 3 exons.
AUGGCUACAGCGUGGAGUGGACAUCAUCAGUAUGGAGGUAUCCCUUUGGAGAUUCCAACGAUACGCGAAAGCGUCGCUGAAGAGCCAGUAGAACAGGAGGCGGAGGAGGAAGAGUUGCUCCCGCUCGAGCUGGAAGAGCCGACGCUGCGCCCGGAGGAUAUUUCUCUUCCACGUCGACAUGCAGCCCUCCGUAGCUUCAAGGAACUUGGAAGUUAUUGGAAGCGGAAUCUGAGACCCCAAACCCUCCGUUAUCGCGCCUUCGACAGAGCCAUCUCUCCUUUCUACAGCUCGCUCUCCAUCACCGGUCCCAAUGAGAGCGGUGUCGCGGCGUGGAAUACCCCUGCCGCCUUCGCCUUCACCGCCGUCCGAUGA